Messenger RNA from Spirometra erinaceieuropaei, 1167 nucleotides. Lineage: Eukaryota; Metazoa; Platyhelminthes; Cestoda; Diphyllobothriidea; Diphyllobothriidae. The record is from the annotation of a GenBank genome assembly.
AUGGUUUCCUUUGAUGUCACGUCCCUUUUUACUUCUAUCCCGCAGGACCUGGCAGUCGAGACAAUCGAACUACUCCUACGAGAGAAGUACGACGAAACGGAGAAUCGCCUCGGACACGCCCAAAUCAUCCAGCUCCUGAAGUUCUGUCUCAAGACGUACUUUACAUUCGACGGAACAAUCUACGAGCAGGUGAAGGGAACGCCAAUGGGUUCGCCGAUUUCGGGACUCAUAGCCGAGGCGGUCCUUCAACGGCUGGAGUCGCUGGUUUUCCGACACCACAGACCGAAAUUCUGGGCUCGGUAUGUGGAUGACACCUUCGUCGUCAUCAAACGGGAUCAGGUGCUGACUUUCAAAGAACAACUCAACGCUGUCUUCCCGGACAUUCAAUUUACAAUGGAGGAGGAGGAAAACAACCAGCUGGCCUUCCUGGAUGUCCUCGUCUGCCGCAAAGAUUGUGGUGGCCUAAAAACCAAAGUGUUCAGGAAAGCGACAAAUACGACGCAAAUACUGAACUUCAAUAGCAACCACCCGAUCAGUCACAAACGCAGUUGCGUAAGGGCGCUAUACCGGCGUGUUGAGACGCACUGCAGUGAAAUGGAAGACAAGGUUGCUGAAUUACAAUAUCUUCGACGGGUAAUGAGAGCCAAUGGCUACCCGCGCAACUUUGUCAACCAGUGCAUACGAAAAGGACACCAGAGACCAAAUCCAACUAGCCCCAAAUUUUGGCGGGCUCUUCCGUACGUGAAGAACGUCUCGGAAGCCGUCAGUCGUCUUCUCACUCCACUUGGAGUUGGUGUUGCACACAGGCCGGAAGCAACCAUUAGGCGCCAAGUAAUGAGGCCAAAAGACCCGCUGCCACGGCAGGAAACGUCUGGAGUCGUUUACCGGAUCUGGUGUAGUUGCGGACAAAGCAAUUAUGUCGGAGAAACUGGGAGAUUACUCCGUACGCGACUUGCCGAGCACGCAGCAGCAGUGAGGCGGGGAGACGCUAACUCUCAGGUGGCGGCACACUCGACGGGACCCGGCCAUAAUUUCAAAUUUCAAGAGGCCGAAAUCCUCGCAAGGGGUGACAACCGCGUGAGCCGCGAGCUGCUCGAGUCAUGGUUCUCAGGCCCGCAAUCCAUCAAUCCCCACUACCGCCACCACCGCUCUUACCACCAGCAAUGA